AUGGCUCAACCUUGGUUCGAUAUCGACAACGUCAUCGAUCCCAUAGGGGAAAUCUAUUCAUCAGCGCCUCUAACGAUAACAUCUCCGCCGGCGCCAUCCAUCCAAAACCGUGAAGAAAGUCCUUGGGAGCCUGCACCUUCGGCCCUGCUGACCCAUUUGCCAUCGUCUUCGGUUACAGGCGCUGCCCGUAUGUUUGCGGAGCGGCAAGCCGAUAUCGAUGUUGACAAGCAUACCUCGACACCAACCGCCAUCAUCGUGGGAGCGAUAGUUGGCACAUUGUGCGUUCUCGUCGUCGCAAUCGGGCUCAUUUGGGUCUACUUGAAACGAAGAAGGAACAUGGCCUCAUCGAAUCGACACCGCUCCCUUGAUCUUCUCGACACCCCUGCUGACAAGAACGCGUCAAAGAACAGAUUCUCGUUGUUCUUGGGCCGCGAUCGGCCGAUAUUGUCGUCAGAAAGUUCGGCUCUACAACUUGUCCCACCGGCCGCAGGCGAGCCUAUGUUCAAGGAAGACGGAGUGGACGAGAGCAAGAAGCCGAUGAUACCUUUAUAUCAUGGGAGUGGUCAGCAACUCUUCGUCUCUUGGGAUAGUGACCGUGGCUCUGUGAGCGAGUUGAGCGUGCACGCAUGA
Molecule: messenger RNA, 630 nt
Organism: Coniophora puteana RWD-64-598 SS2
Lineage: Eukaryota; Fungi; Basidiomycota; Agaricomycetes; Boletales; Coniophoraceae
Exons: 2
Coding region: 1-630 (209 amino acids)
Source: RefSeq, a predicted model, not a curated record